Messenger RNA from Rhinolophus ferrumequinum (greater horseshoe bat), 1006 nucleotides. RefSeq names its product tRNA phosphotransferase 1 (gene TRPT1). Gene Ontology annotation, biological process: tRNA splicing, via endonucleolytic cleavage and ligation. The transcript is spliced from 8 exons. The record is from RefSeq and is a predicted model, not a curated record. Gene Ontology annotation, molecular function: tRNA 2'-phosphotransferase activity. Bases 166 to 942 code for a protein of 258 amino acids. NCBI's taxonomy places the organism in Eukaryota, Metazoa, Chordata, Mammalia, Chiroptera, Rhinolophidae.
UACCCGUUUGUCCUCCGCGUUCCUGCUAGGUCUGUCCUCGCCGACCCUGAUCUUCCGCCCCGUUAGCCUGGACGCCGGCCCCGCCUCCUCAGGCCCACGUCGCGGGACAGACCCGCGAGCCUGAAGCGCGGAGGCUCGGCUUCCCUGGGCUCCGUGGCUGACAGUAUGACCUUGGUUUUGGCUAUGAACUCCUCUGGAGGAAGGAAGCAGGCAGGCGCGCGGCCCAGGGGGAGAAGGGCUCACAGACCCCAGGAACAGGAUGGAGAUGUGCGACUGUCCAAGGCUCUGUCCUAUGCUCUGCGCCACGGGGCCCUGAAGCUGGGGCUUCCCAUGGGGGCCGAUGGCUUCGUGCCCCUGGGCACCCUCCUGCAGCUACCCCAGUUCCGCAGCUUCUCAGCUGAAGAUGUGCAGCGUGUGGUGGACACCAGUGGGAAGCAGCGGUUUGCCCUGAAGCCGGGGGACCCCAGCACUGGCCUUCUCAUCCGGGCCAAUCAGGGUCACUCCCUGCAGGUACCUGAGUUAGAGCUGAUACCCCUGGAGACCCCACAGGCCCUGCCUUUGAUGCUUGUCCAUGGCACAUUCUGGCAGCACUGGCCCUCCAUCCUGCUCAAAGGCCUGUCUUGCCAGGGAAGGACGCACAUCCACCUGGCCCCAGGACUGCCUGGGGACCCUGGUGUCAUCAGUGGCAUGCGGCCAAAUUGUGAAGUGGCCGUGUUCAUCAAUGGGCCCUUGGCCCUGGCAGAUGGAAUCCCAUUCUUCCGCUCUGCCAAUGGAGUGAUCCUGACUCCAGGGAAUGCUGAUGGCUUCCUGCUUCCCAAGUACUUCAAGGAGGCCCUGCAGUUACGCCCUACCCGAAAACCCCUCUCCUUGUCUGGUAAUGAAGAGACAGAGUGUCAGAGUGGCCCCAAGCACAGUUCCAGAGGAAGGAUGAUCCAACAAUAAAAUAUUUAUUUUAAAAAAAGACAACAAAAACAGGACUCCAGUUUGUACCAUGAAUCACCUUGUA